CGAAUUAAAAUCAAUUGAUAUACAGGUAGUGUGACUUUCAUAGUGAACGAUUUUGAUCCGAUUUUACCGCUUUAUGUUAAUAUCUAUGGUAAUUAUGUAAACACAGGGUUAGAGACAAUAGAUUAAUUGUUGUGUUGAUGUGUUUACUUUUUUGAUUAGUGACAUGACAGGCCAAAAAUUUAGUUUAAUCGACAUCGGUCGAAUUAAAAGUUUUAGAACUUGGUGACUCAUUUGCCGCUAUUCAGGUCAAGCUGAAAGCCGAAGGAAAAUAUAUUUCGAAAGGCCAUUUAUCCAAUAUAAAAAUGACCGAUCAUCUUCAGCUCUAAAGCCACACAACAAAAACGCCGUGGGUCCGCGUGGAACAUUAACAAAUAGACAAUUAGCCGCUCUCAGGAAGAAGGUGACCUCGCCCAACCCGCCCACCCUGGUCACUCUCGCAAAACACUUUGACACAUCUAUCAAUGUCAUAAGAUAUGCUAUACAUGAAAAACUCAAACUCAAAAAGGUCAAGAAGCCCAAACACCAUCAUUUAAACUCGACGAAUGUCGAAAAAAGGUUUCGCCGCUCGUGGCCUUUGUACCGUAAGCUAAAGUGUGAUCAGUGGCAAAAUUCAUCACUAGCGACGAGGCUUGGUUUUAUAUUGAUGAUACCGGCAAGAGCCGGACCAUCCAAUGGCUCACUUCGAACCAGCGGCGGACAGAAGCCGAGCCGAUCACCACUCAGCGGCACAAGAAGGGAGUAAUGGUUUGGAUCGGUAUGUCGGCUCGUGGCCUUACUCAGCCGAUUUUUGUUGAGCCGGGAGCUAAAAUUAAUGCUCAGUAUUACAUCUCCGCCAUUUUGACUCCAUUUAUUGAUGACCUUGCACCUCAACUUUACCCUGAGGGGGGAUAUAUCUUCCACCAGGACUCCGCCCCUUCUCACUCCGCUAAAGUGACCUUAGACUUUUUAAAGUCAAAAAAUAUAAAAUUUAUCCACCCCCUAGAACACACACCUACUAGUCACGCAGCUCCAUGUGAUUUUUUCUUGUGGGGAUACUUGAAAAGUCAAUUAGCUCACAGGAAGGUGGAGACAAUCGAAGGUUUAAAAAAUAUAAUUCGAGAUGAGGUCAGAAAAGUGCCGAUAACAAUGAUUCAAGAUGCUUUAAGAUCUUGGCCUCGGCGUCUUCGUGAAAUAUACUAUGCUAAGGGUUAUCAUAUUGAAAAUUAAUUUGAUCAUGUAAAUGACCUUAAAGUUAUUAACAAUCAAAAUCGUUCACUAUGAAAGUCACACUACCUGUACUAUCAGGA
Panonychus citri (citrus red mite) is the source of this 1286-nucleotide messenger RNA. RefSeq lists its product as uncharacterized. Bases 742 to 1206 code for a protein of 154 amino acids. The record is from RefSeq and is a predicted model, not a curated record. Gene Ontology annotation, molecular function: nucleic acid binding. The transcript has a single exon. Lineage: Eukaryota; Metazoa; Arthropoda; Arachnida; Trombidiformes; Tetranychidae.